This is a messenger RNA of Impatiens glandulifera, 2730 nucleotides long. Its product is annotated as transcription factor GTE4-like. NCBI's taxonomy places the organism in Eukaryota, Viridiplantae, Streptophyta, Magnoliopsida, Ericales, Balsaminaceae. Gene Ontology annotation, molecular function: protein binding. The record is from RefSeq and is a predicted model, not a curated record. The coding region runs from base 389 to 2395 and encodes 668 amino acids. The transcript is spliced from 5 exons.
CGGGAGAGGAGUGCGGAUCGAAAGUUUGAUGUAUGUAUGUAUGUAUGGUGUUCAAAGUUAGGGUUUGUUCUCUGGAAAUCGAAAACCUAAUUUCUACAUAGAUUUGAAUUUUCCGACCAUCGAUUGUUGUUCGGUAAUCUCUAUCUCCCAUGAUCCUUCGUCUCUAUUGGAUAUUAAGAAUCUCGUUCGUAGUUCGUUUUUUGGUUUCUCGGUCCCUAGAGACUGGGAAAUGACUUGGCAGACUCUCAUCGGACGAAUUUACUGAUGUUUUAUUCGGAUGAACUGUGAAUUCUAUAGGAUUUGUAUUAUCUGUCCGAGCUAAUUUGCAUUUCAGUUUGAUCUUCGGGUUAGGGUUUUCUUUUUUUUAUUUGGGAGCGUCUUUUCAUAUAUGGCUUCUAGGGCAUUAUUAGGUGCCGAUGAGUUGAGAGAGAAGCAUAGAUGGGGGGGCGCUACCAAGGUUUAUACUAGAAGACAUCUCAGAGGAGGUGGAGGUGGAGGGCUUAAGAAUAUCCUCACCACCGUCCCUAAUGAAAAACUGGCCUUUCCUGCAGUGGACAUCACUACUGACAGCACUGCAGCCAUCACUGCUGUUGAAACUGUGAAUGACACCAUGAUUCCAGAUGCCAUUAGCUGUGGCGAUACGAAUGUAUCUUCCACCGUCACUGUUCUUAUUACUUCGCCCCAUAUGAACAACCAGAAAGAUGGUAAUAAGGACAACAACUUUGAUGAUCAUUUUUCGCAUGAGCUCCUGGAGACUGUUGCUACAGAGGAAGCCAACUCAUCCCAGCAGCAGCAGAGAAGUCUUUCACCACUGCAUGUUGUGUCUGAUGAUUCCUCUAGCCAUAAUCAAUCAGCACAAGUUCAUGUUCCCAAUGGAAGCUGCGAACGACUUACCGAAAGAAAUGGCUGUAAUAGACCUAUUGUUUCAAGAGUUGAGAACUUAGUGAGAAUUAAUUUGGGAGCAAACGUACCAAAGUGUCACAUUCAGGAGCUGAGGAGGAAACUGUUAAGAGAACUUGAUCAGGUGAGGAAUAUAGUCAAGCGGCUUGAUGAGAAAGAGAUUCAGGUAAGUGGUUCUUCUACUGAUGAUGCUACUAUAGAUUAUUAUCGCCCUCCUCCUCAGAGGAGUUUAGUUAGGGUCCAUUCGGAGGUGGGAUCAGUGCAUCAUCAUGAUUCUGAUUCUAGACCAUUUAGGCAGUUAAGUAUUUCUGUGAUGGAAAAUAGUCAUAUCACUAGUGAAUUUGUUGAAAAAGAGAAGAGAACUCCAAAGGUUAAUCAAUAUUACCUUAACUCAGAGUUCCUUCUUGCUAAGGAUAGAUUACCGUCUGAAAGUAACAAGAAGUCAAAGUCUAGCAGAGGGAAGAAACAUAAUAGGCAAAAGGGAUUUGGUGUGGACAAAAAUACCAAUCAAGCACUAAAGAGUUGCAGUCACUUGGUGGCUAGGUUACUGAAGCACAAGUACGGUUGGGUGUUUGAGAAGCCUGUUGAUGCAGAAUCACUUGGGCUACAUGACUAUCACGAUAUCAUUACGAACCCAAUGGAUUUGGGUACAGUCAAGAAUCAGCUAGCCAGUAACUUGUACAAAACUCCUAGAGAAUUUGCCGAAGAUGUAAGACUCACCUUCAGCAAUGCCAUGACGUAUAAUCCAAAGGGACAAGAUGUCCAUCUCAUGACAGAGGAAUUGUUGAAGAUCUUUGAAGAGAAAUACUCAGAUAUAGAGGCUGAAUAUAACUUUUCUUGGAGGUAUCAACUUGUCCAGGAAAUGGAAAUCCUAACCCCUACAUCAAAAAAGGUGCAGCCCCCUCCGCCACCAUUCGAUGGUAUAGAACCCAUAGCUUUCCUAAAACACAGCAAUUCAAUGGGCAAGUCUCCUGCUCCGAAAAAACCCAAAGCGAAGGACCCUAAUAAGAGAGAUAUGACAUAUGACGAAAAGCAGAAGUUAAGUACAAAGCUUCAGAGUUUACCUAUUGAUAAAUUGGACAGCAUAGUGCAGAUUAUCAAGAAAAGAAAUUCGAACUUGAGCCAACAUGACGAUGAGAUUGAGGUUGACAUCGAUUGUGUUGAUGCGGAGACAUUGUGGGAACUUGAUAGGUUUGUGACUAAUUACAAGAAAACUUUGAGCAAGCACAAAAGAAAGGCUGAACUAGCUCUUCUAGCUAAGGCUACUACUGUAUCUGGUGUUUCUGGAAGGGUUUCUCCACGAGCUGUUUUGGAGACAGAAAAAGAAGCAAAUAUUGCAGAAACUGGUGCUCCUCACUUGCAAAGUGAUGCACAAGGAGAUUUAAGUAGUGGGUCAAGUAGUUCAACCAGUGACUCCAGUUCUUCUUCAAGUGACUCGGACACUGCUAGUUCUUCUGCCAAUGGUUCAUAUGAUAGGAAGGCGCCUAGAAAUUGAGAAUGGUAGACUAAGAAUGCAGCUUGAGACAUGUGGUUCUUCUUGCUGAUGAGAAAGGGUGAAGGUGUGUCAAGACUAGAAAAUCGAAAAUCCUCUUGAUAUUUAUGCACUGGUUCUCUAUUAGGUAAUGAAUGAGGAUGCCCAUAUUUCAGAACUGUAUUUUAUAGAAAAACUCAGUCAUUUUUGCCUAAUGUUUCUUUUUGUUCUUCUGUGUUGAAGAGAAAAGGGUGGGUAGGUAAUGAUAGGGCAGCUGUAGAACCACCCUUUAAGAUAUAAAUCUUGUAUAUAUUCUCACAUCUGGAAUCUUGUUUAAAAAAUCUUUGUUUAGUUUGAUU